AUGGUUGGAUUCCUCAUGGAGAACGCCAUUGCCUUUAAAAGUUGUAUCACUCAAAUGUAUUUCUUUCACGGUCUGGGAUGUACAGAAGGUGUCCUCCUGGCUGCUAUGGGGUAUGACCGAUACGUUGCUAUCUGUCACCCACUACGAUAUGUGAGCAUAAUGAGGAGGUCUACUUGUAUUAUACUGGUUUUGACGUCGUGGUUUACUGGUUGCAGUACUGCUCUAAUUCAUGCUAUUAUGGCAUCUCAGCUUCCAUUCUGUAACAUCAAUAGAAUCAAACCCUUUUUUUGUGAUGUGAAGCCGGUAAUAAAGCUGGCCUGUAAAGACAUCCAUGUGAAUGAGGUCACCUUGGUCACAGUUACUGGCUUUUUAAGCACAAGCACCUUUUCGCUCACCAUACUGUCCUACAUUUAUAUCAUCACUCACAUCCUCAAGAUAAAAUCAUCAAAAGGAAGAUCCAAGGUGUUCUCAACAUGUUCCUCACACUUGACCAUUGUCAUCUUGUUUUAUGGGACAGCAAUGUGCACUUACCUUGGCCCUGCUUCUGAAACUUCACUGGAAAAAGACAAGGUUGCUGCCAUAUUGUUUACAGUUAUUACCCCAACAUUGAAUCCAAUUAUUUAUACUUUAAGAAACAAAGAAGUCAGGAAUUCUGUGAGAAAACUCACUCAUAAGUUAAAUGUCUGUAGAUUUUGUCUAACAGCUUCAUAUCCUUCAGAAAAAGUACAUAGGUAA
Hyla sarda is the source of this 735-nucleotide messenger RNA. Its product is annotated as olfactory receptor 12D1-like. NCBI's taxonomy places the organism in Eukaryota, Metazoa, Chordata, Amphibia, Anura, Hylidae. Gene Ontology annotation, biological process: G protein-coupled receptor signaling pathway. Bases 1 to 735 code for a protein of 244 amino acids. The transcript has a single exon. Gene Ontology annotation, cellular component: membrane. The record is from RefSeq and is a predicted model, not a curated record. Gene Ontology annotation, molecular function: olfactory receptor activity; G protein-coupled receptor activity.